Syngnathoides biaculeatus (alligator pipefish) is the source of this 1919-nucleotide messenger RNA. RefSeq names its product death-associated protein (gene dap). Bases 166 to 483 code for a protein of 105 amino acids. Gene Ontology annotation, molecular function: death domain binding. The record is from RefSeq and is a predicted model, not a curated record. NCBI's taxonomy places the organism in Eukaryota, Metazoa, Chordata, Actinopteri, Syngnathiformes, Syngnathidae. The transcript is spliced from 4 exons. Gene Ontology annotation, biological process: negative regulation of autophagy; apoptotic signaling pathway; cellular response to amino acid starvation.
CGCUCGACCCAUGACGCCAUGACGUUUUGCUCCCAAACAAUCUUCAGGAAAAGGCCACGUUGACGACUCUGGGCUGAAGUUCCGUCCUAAAUUUGGGCCAGAAUAAAACGAUAAGACGACCGCGUACGCUGUACUUUUUCCUCGUCACACUUUGGAGCCUCAAAGAUGUCAUCUCCACCGAAGGAGAAGCCCGAAACAAAGGGUGGACACCCUCCUGCAGUUAAAGCCGGGGGGAUGAGGAUAGUGCAGAAGCACCAGCCGACUGCUAAUCCGGAGCCUCCACCAAAAGAUGAUGAUGAGGAGGAGUAUGUGAGCAGUAGUCCACCAAAGAUCCCUGUGAUUGUGUCUGGAGUGGUUACUAAGGGCGAUAAGGACUUCACCCCGGCUGCUGCCCAGGUGGCACACCAGAAGCCCCAGCCUGGCAUCCCCAAGCUCCCCCCCUCUCAGCACAUCAACCAGCAUAUCCAUCAGCCCCGCAAGUGAGCCAGAAGCUCGCUACGCUGUGGCCAUGCUAACUCCACCGGUCGGCCUUCCCAAUUGAACACAAUUUCCCGCUCGCCACAAAUGUCUUUCGAUUAAUUGAUUUUUUUUUUUUUUUUUGUUGUUGAUUUAGGUUGUAUGAUGUGGAAUUUGUCUACAAAAAGCCUAUACCAGUAUGAUGAUUUUUUUUUUUUUUUCCAGCCACAGUCUUUAUACCUCCCCUGCAUCGGUGCUGCACUAAUAAUUGUGCACUUUUGUCUCCUUUCCUCAAGAUGCAUCUUUUUGAAAGUCUUAAGUUGAUAUAGACCUCUAUUGUGUGAUUUAAAACGAGCAGAGAAUUGGUCAUCCAAGUCAACUCAUUAACAUUUGGUUAAUUAAGGCCACUGAAAUACCCAAUUAGUAUGACGGAAGGCCUCCGACAUAGUUAAAAGGCCAAAAGACCCGAAUGGUGAAUUAUGGAGAGGUCAUCUGUUUUUAACAAUAAUAAAAAAGAAAAUGAAAUUUCUUUGUUUACAAAAAAAAACAAAAAACAUAUAUUUUCAUAUGAAGACUGUUGCCACAUUGCACAUGGGCCACAAAAAGGAAACUUGAGAGCAUUAUAUCCAAUAAGUAUUCCUGCAGUGCACCCACUAAUUGGGCGUAUCCUAAUUAAGGCAAGAAUCCUGAAAUAUUUGUCAGUGUCUGAAAACAUAGUGUCAAAUAUUUAAUUAGCUGCUUGAUAUGAGGUGUCAAGGGUAUUCUAUUCUGUAACACAGCAAACCUUAAUGUAUUUAGCUUUUGCAGCGUUAUCACAGCAAUGUUAUAAAUGUGCUAUGCACGCACAACCUGCUUCUAGCAAAGAUAAUCCAGCAGUGCCUGUUCAAAUCUUGCACCACACUGUUUUUUAUGUUUCUUUUAUUUCAGCAGCUAAUAAGCCAAAUCCCUAGCGAGUGUGUACCUUGGAUCAAAAGCAGCAGAGAUGCAUGCUGCGUUUUUUUUUUUUUUGUUUUGUUUUUUUUAGUUUUGCUGCUUUCCUUCAAGCUUUAACAUACCAGGGUCUAAGUAUAACAAUCCAAACAAAACCAUGUCACCCACAAACUGCAGAAAUAUAAAUUGAAGGUAACAAAAAGAAUAAUUGCAAAAAGAAAAAAAUCAACAUUCCAUUUUGUUUGUGGUAUUGUGCAAAAUGUUCAUACAUCAAAUGUUCAUUUUUAGCACAAAGCUUCUGUAUUUUAUACAUAUCAAGAUACACCAUCCAUUUAAAUGGAUUUGUCAAAACACUAAUGUUCAGGAAGUUAGACACCCAUUUUUGCCAAGAAUCAGAGAUAAUUUCAUUUUUGUUAAUUUAAGUUGAAAGGAAUUUUAUUGUUGCUGUCUUUUGCAUUUCUCUUGAGUCAUAUGUUCAAUUGUUUCAACUGGAGUUUGGUAUUGGUUGUGGUUGUCAUAGUAAAUAAAGAUAU